CCCUAAUGAAAACCAUGUAAUUUCGGACCCUGGAAUAUUGACUGAAGGUAAAACGGUAACGCUAACAUGUACUGCACCAGGAGGCUGCCCCAACGCACUAAUUACAUGGCAGAACCAGACGGGAAUAUGGACUAACUCAACAAAUCUGACAUUCGUACCAACUCGGAGUCACCAUCAAACUUCAUUGACUUGUCAGAUGACCUUCCCAUCAUUGAACAGUUAUUCCCAAAAUGAAAUCACAUUAUCUGUUCAGUAUCCACCUUCCAUCUUUAUUACCACUGAGACUCCAGGAAUACAAAACCACACCAUUGUCAACCACACCACAAAUCAGGAAGUGACAGUACAAGAAGGAAGCUCACUGGCUCUGAAAUGUUCUGUGGACAGUAACCCAGGAGCUCAGGUGACCUGGAUGAAGGGAGAGAAGAACGUACUCAACAAGGGCAAUGGGAGUGAGCUUAUGCUCAAUCUGAGCAAUAUAAUAGCCAGUGAGGCAGAUACAUAUCAUUGCUUGGCUCACAAUAAUCUUGGUGCCAUUAAUCAAACUAUCAUUAUAAUUGUACAAUCGGAUAAUACAAAGUAUUUUGUGAUUGCUGGUGCAGUCGGAAUUGCUGCCCUUUUGUUGGUUGCAGUUACAUUGAAGCUUCUGUUGAGAAGCAGGACAAAGAACAAUAAAACAGAGGAUUCCAGCGUUAAAAACAACCAGUAUGAAUGCCAACCUGACCAAUUGUAUGAAAACAUGGAACCAUACACUUUGUACGCAAACACUGAAUUUGCCAUCACUGAUAAAAAGGAAAAACAGUCCAAUACUAAACCCAAGUAUUUUGAAGACGAACCUGUUGAUUUUGAAGAAUCUGUUUAUGCAAAUGCAUGAGUUUUCCAGAAGACAUUUUAAGAACGCUUCAGUGGAUUGGCAAUUUAUAUUGUGACCUUCAAACACAGGGUUCAGUGUUCAGUAUUCAUCAAAGUUAAUAUUUGCCAGCUAACAUACUCUGCUGUCUUUGUCAAAGUAGGAACUCUAUCUAGUUUCUACAUUAACAAUUGUAAAGCCUCUAUGGAUCCGUCCCUCAAGAUUGUAGCUUGAUGGCGUUUGGCCAACUAUGCACUCAGUCCCAACGGCCUUUGCAAACUAUUUGGUAGAUUCAGGUACAUUUGCCUAAACUUGCGGCG
Rana temporaria (common frog) is the source of this 1167-nucleotide messenger RNA. Its product is annotated as sialic acid-binding Ig-like lectin 14. Gene Ontology annotation, molecular function: cell adhesion molecule binding. Gene Ontology annotation, cellular component: cell-cell junction. The record is from RefSeq and is a predicted model, not a curated record. Lineage: Eukaryota; Metazoa; Chordata; Amphibia; Anura; Ranidae. The transcript is spliced from 6 exons. Bases 197 to 871 code for a protein of 224 amino acids. Gene Ontology annotation, biological process: cell-cell adhesion.